Molecule: messenger RNA, 3356 nt
Organism: Neogale vison (American mink)
Lineage: Eukaryota; Metazoa; Chordata; Mammalia; Carnivora; Mustelidae
Gene: HTR1E
Product: 5-hydroxytryptamine receptor 1E
Exons: 2
Coding region: 857-1954 (365 amino acids)
Biological process (GO): chemical synaptic transmission; G protein-coupled receptor signaling pathway, coupled to cyclic nucleotide second messenger
Cellular component (GO): plasma membrane; dendrite
Molecular function (GO): G protein-coupled serotonin receptor activity; neurotransmitter receptor activity
Source: RefSeq, a predicted model, not a curated record
CGCUGCCCUCUAGUGUUUGCAACCGGGAGCCCUGAGGGCACCAUCCGCUCCAGAUUUUUUCUUUUACAGCCUAAGCAAGACCUGAAACACCUCGGAGCUCCGACCCUCGAGUUCUCCUCCGCAGCCACCGCCCGCAUUGCACCCCGGCUCACCUUUUCGUCCCUCCCACCCCCUUCGCCGUCCAGUGGCGUCCUGGGUGCCUGCAAUCUGCCGGGUGAUUCAGUAGACUGCCCCCUGCUCCUGUUCUUGUUCUUGUUCCUGCUCCUGCUCCGGCUCCUGCUCCUCCUCCUCCUCCUCCUCCUCCCCCUCCCCGCUCUCGCUCUCGCCUCCUCUUCCAGUCGGGGCGCCCAGACUUCUCCAAGCGCAGCGCCACCGGGCUGCCCAGCGCGCCCCGCUCCUGGCUCCUUCUCGCGGCAGCCUGGGGGCACCGGCGCGGGCAAAGGACGCUUGAGGGGCCCUCGCACCCAGAGCUCAGCGUGCCCCAGAGCCGGAUGUUGAGAGAAGCUGUGCUUUGAUAAAGCUCGGGAGAGCACAGAGCGUUUUCGGAGUGAGACUUCGGCAACCAGCGGGACGCCCCAGGUCACCCAGUGCGACGCGGCUGCACGCACGGUCCACAAGGUGAGGGGCGCACGCUGCCGGGGAGGACCUCGGCUUCCCUGCUCACCCCCUCCUCAGGAACCCUCAGAAGAAAUGAUGUGGUGUUUCCUUUUACCUAUACAAAAUGGAACAUAAGAAACUACAUAGCUGAAGAAACUACAGUCUUCUUAUAAAUGAGAGGCAUUGAAGUCUAAGUAAUUUCCAGCUGUAGGAAAAUAACCAACAGCUUCUCUACAGUGUAGAUUGAAACAGGGAAAACAUGAAUAUCACUAACUGUACCGCAGAAGCCAGUGUGGCUGCGAGACCCAAGACCAUCACUGAAAAGAUGCUCAUCUCCAUGACUCUGGUGAUCAUCACCACCCUGACCAUGUUACUGAACUUGGCGGUGAUCAUGGCCAUCUGUACCACCAAGAAGCUCCACCAGCCUGCCAACUACCUGAUCUGUUCCCUGGCUGUGACGGAUCUCCUGGUGGCAGUACUCGUCAUGCCACUGAGCAUCAUGUACAUUGUCAUGGACAGCUGGAAACUAGGGUACUUCAUCUGUGAGGUGUGGCUGAGUGUGGACAUGACCUGCUGCACCUGCUCCAUCCUCCAUCUCUGUGUGAUUGCCCUAGACAGGUACUGGGCCAUCACCAAUGCUAUUGAAUAUGCCAGGAAGAGGACCGCCAAGAGGGCUGUGCUGAUGAUCCUCACCGUCUGGACCAUCUCCAUCUUCAUCUCCAUGCCCCCCCUGUUCUGGAGAAGCCACCGCCAACUCAGCCCACCUCCUAGUGAGUGUACCAUCCAGCAUGACCAUGUCAUCUACACCAUUUACUCCACGCUUGGAGCAUUUUAUAUCCCCUUGACUUUGAUACUUAUUCUGUAUUACCGGAUCUACCAUGCAGCCAAGAGCCUUUACCAGAAAAGAGGAUCAAGCCGGCACUUAAGCAACAGAAGCACAGAUAGCCAAAAUUCUUUUGCGAGUUGUAAACUUACACAGACUUUCUGUGUGUCUGAUUUCUCCACCUCAGACCCUACCACCGAGUUUGAAAAGAUCCACAACUCUAUCAGGAUCCCUUCCUUCGAUAAUGAUCUAGAUCACCCAGGAGAACGUCAGCAGAUCUCUAGUACCAGGGAACGCAAGGCAGCACGUAUCCUAGGACUGAUUUUGGGGGCAUUCAUUUUGUCGUGGCUUCCAUUUUUCAUCAAAGAAUUAAUUGUGGGUCUGAGUAUCUACACAGUGUCCUCUGAAGUGGCUGAUUUUUUAACGUGGCUUGGUUAUGUUAAUUCUCUGAUCAACCCUCUGCUCUAUACAAGUUUUAAUGAAGACUUUAAACUGGCUUUUAAAAAGCUAAUUAAGUGCCGAGAACAUGUGUAGAUUGCAUAAAGCCAAAAGGCAUUGUUUUUACCAGCCUUGUUUGUGGACAGAGGAAAGGGGUUCAACUUAUUAAUUCUUGAACAUAGUUGGUUCAGAAAAGUUUGUAAGGUAGUGUGGUCCUUUUGUUUGUUUGUUUGUUCUGUUUUGUUUGAGGUUUGUUAUCUGGUGUGCCGUUUUCUACCUCUGGUUUUAUUUGUGGUACAUGAUUUCCAAUAAACAUCCUAUAAAGACAGAAAUUCCAUAGACAUAAUAAUAAGGUGAAAUAGUAACUACUUAUUUUUAGCCAUUUCAGUUAAUCUUGCAAUUAAAGAACGCCAAAAUAAAUCUUCAUUUGCAGAAUUUCUUAUUACUUAUAAAUCAAAUACUUCAUAACUUGCCCUCCUGUGCCAUUAAAACCGAGGUCGUGGCUCCAUAUCCAUGCAAAUUUUAGAGGGAACUGCAAACUGCAUGACUACAUAAAGCAUUAAUUAAAAAAAAAAAAAAAAAAGAGUGGUGCACUGUCAUCUGCUUGCAGACCUGAGCUAAAGUCAUUUACUGUGACUACAUAGCCCACUCCUUUUAGGCACAAAUAGUACAGCUGACGUGUCCUUUAUAGUUCAUGAUUAAAUAUGCUUCCUCAUUCUCUAAAAAGAACCUGGAAUGAACACUCUGGCACUUUCCUAGGUAUUUAACUAUGAAAAUGAAACAAAAACAAAUACAAGAUAAUCUAAAUCUCCUCCAGUGUGUUGUUAUAUGACCUGACAGGAACAUUGGACCUCCUCAUAUUCUGAGAAGAGUCCCACUGAGCCUUGCACACUCUCCCUGACUCUGGCAGGAUUUGGGUGGGAGUACAAGCAGCUUCACAGGGUGGAGUUACCAAAUGAAGGAAUAUAUUAUCUGAAGAACUUUGUUAGAGAAUGUUACUCAUUAUCAGUCGUGCACUUAGAAAAACCAUUAAAAGUUGAAAAUCUAUGUUUAGUGCAAAGGUCACCCAUAGACUAAACAAGCAUGAAAUUGUAUCCCUUGGGAUCUCAGUGGCUUCCAUGCCAGACUGCACCUUGUGGCCAGGAGAUGCAGAUGCAGAAGGAACCUGACCUGAGGCCACAGCGCCUGCCUGACCUGGGCUGACUGCUCUAGUCAUGUGGAGGAGCUUACCACAGUCAAGAGUGAUGACAGAAGGAAAUGAAAGUUUGCAAAUUUGUGUACACUCUCAAGUCAGUGACUAUUUUAUACCUCUUCUCAUUUCAACGACAGCUUCUCCCCAUCUCUUCACUCUCCACAGGUCAUCUCUCUUCUUUUUCACUAAGAAGACAUGAAUUUGCUCCCUCUCCACCUCCAUAUUUUAGCCUGAAAUCUACACCCUCUAAUCUUUUCUGUAAUCUUGCACAUUUCUCCUUACCCCUGACUCCUCUUCCCUACUACC